AUGAUCAAGAAUUCCCAAAUCGCGCCGGCGCCGCCUUUUUCCAAAGAGCACCAGCUUUGUUCUGAACUGGCGGACUCCAGCCCCGUGGAAACAACCUCGAGAGUACCGGGCCAUCCCAGUAUCGUCUUACCAAACACGGAUUCUCUUUCAACAUUUCUGUGCAAUGAACUGUGGGCAGCUGAUCUGGAAGCAGCGGCGGGGAGACUUUGGAUCUUGACCACGCCUUCUGGAAGAAGUGUUCAUUCUCUGAAUAAACAGAAGGUCCUGGGACGAGAGAUUGUUGUCACGGAAGAUCCACGGCUUCAUCUGCUGUGGAUCAACAAUCGGAUCUUCAUCAAACCCCUACCGAGUUACCUGACAUCCUACUCUUUCUGGACGACGGCAUUAGCAGCUCAGCCGUUGUCACCCCUCGCCGAGAAAAGCUCACACAUUCGUCGUGCCGCUAUCGGAUUUCUGCGAACGUAUCGCUUGCUCAUUCAACACGAGUCUGAUCUUGUGAUUGCACAACGGGAUGAUCUGCGACUGGUGCAGAGCCACCUCAGGUGGUCAGAGGUCUCGAUCUUUCUGGCCGAUCUGGAGCAUAUCGAAGACGAGCAUGUGUCGGCCAGGUACCACUAUGGGGAGAUCAGGCUGUCCAGACUCAACCUCUAUGCCCCCCUCUUGUUUCGUCGAUACAUCUAUGAGUAUAUUCCCAUGCAGUAUGGCGAGUACUUCACCCGCCUAUAUGGGCCGAUCUUGUUCGUCUUUGCGGCGAUAUCGACUUGCCUCAAUACCAUGCAGGUAGCGUUAGCGGCUGAUUCAGGCCAAGAGUUCCUGAGCGAGCACGUGUGGAGGAUAUUCUACUGGUUCAGCAUCGUAACACUGCUCAUAACAGUCGUGGUCGGGUCUUUCCUGGUUCUCCUUUGGACUGGCACCGUUGCGAACGAGUGGAAAUUCACGCUCAAACAUCGGCAGAAAGUGAAGGGCCACAAGAUGAGCUGA
This is a messenger RNA of Exophiala spinifera, 981 nucleotides long. RefSeq lists its product as uncharacterized. Bases 1 to 981 code for a protein of 326 amino acids. Lineage: Eukaryota; Fungi; Ascomycota; Eurotiomycetes; Chaetothyriales; Herpotrichiellaceae. The record is from RefSeq and is a predicted model, not a curated record. The transcript has a single exon.